UGCAGCGACUGUACUAUCGGUGAGCGAACGGCUCUCAUCUAACUCGCGCAGCAGGCGUUGGUAUACAUUCCUGCUUUAUGCGGGGAUCGGGCGAAGAGUUUUUUUUUGCUCCACGUUUGUUUGUCUAGCACAAGACUAUAGUGAGAUAGUUCGACCGAACUACGGGACGUGUAAUGACACAGCGAAGCAGCCUCACUGUUUGUGUGAAACUCGUUCGCGUCUGUGGCAAUUUCGGCUGCGGAGGCGCGUGUCUGUACACUGUACACUAGAUGCGAUUUUCGAAAAAUUAGCAUCUCUACCUUGUGAGAUUUCAGUGAAGCCUUUGAAUCGCUUGCUAUGUGAAGAUAGGAUUUACUCAGCUCAGACACUUAAGAAAAAGCUUAAAACGAAGCGAAACUCGAAAGCAAAAAUAAAUCCUCUACGAAAUAUACUUGGUAGAGAGGUGAAGCUGAUGAUUUGCGAAGUAACCCUGUAUGUAACAGAGCGAAAAAUAGCGUAACGAACCGCAGGAAUGGCUAUAUGAGAUAGGAGCUAACGAUCAUCGGAAAAUUUUAGAAGCUCAUCUAUUGUUUCAUCACAGUUGUCACUGUCGAGUUGGAAAAAACUAAGUUGUUUUGGAAUACUUGGUUGAUUUCGUGAUCCCAAGUUAUAACCGAAUGUGACUGCCCACUGCUGGAACAACGACAGGUUACAUAAAAGAUAGCGGCAUCAUCGGGGGAAUUUCGGCGACAUGAAUUUAGUGCUUGCAGUCGUCAGGUCUGACUCCGGUUUCGACCCGUGCGCGUCCAAAUUGACAAAGCGCAUUGGUUCGACCGACCCAAUCUGCCGAUUAACUGUGUUCGUUGCCAUUGCGCAAACCCGAAUCGGCUCAGUGGGAACGCAACCCGGGCGACAACACGUCAUUCUUUACCGAAGAAGCAAGUAGAUGCGACACACGUCGACGCUGCUGAACGGCGUGCUUCAACCUCUUCCGUUUCAAUCGUUCGCGACAAAUUGCUCGAUAUCGGAAGUGAUGUUCUCCCAGGAAACGCUUUCAGCCGAUCUCUACGUUAUACUAUGCGCUUCGCUGGCGACAGUAGCCUUCAGUAUAAACUUCGUGCAAACCCUGGUUAUCGUUUUCCUGUCACGAUGCUGGCAGUCACUAUACCUUCUCAACGGCUGUGUUUGCGGUAUGGUGACGGCGUGUGCGUUGAUGUACCACGCCAUUGCGGAAAACUCGCCGGAGGUCAGGCCAGACCAUUUAGCCAAGGGUGGCUCCCAUGCGAUGCGGGAGGCGUGCAACAUGGUGUCAGCCAUGUUUACAAUUAUUAUGUUAGUUGGAUACACAGCCAACUUAACUGCGAUCGUAGCCCAUAAAUUCCUCGCAUCGGUAAUGCCCGGAGUUUUAAAUUCCGUCAGCCGUAAUAGACGGCUCAGCCUUCUGCUCUCUACGAUUUCUACAACCCAGGUAGCAGUCUUAUGCGUUUCACUCAUCCAACCAUGGUCAUCAAAUUCACACACGCGGAUUUGUCUACCGCCGUAUCAAUGGGGAGAGACGUUCUCCAGAAUGGUGGCUGGAACUUACUGUGCGCAAAUGCUUAUCUGCGCUCUUCUGCUCUUCGAACUGACGAUGAAUUCGAAACGUGAAGGCGAUGGAAAAACUGUAGCGAGCCUCGAUGUACAGGUUCUAUGGUUGAAAUACAUCCUGUUAGCGUUAAGUACAGUUCCCUUUGCUGCGCUGACCAUUUAUCACUCGAUGGCCAUGCAAAGAAAUCUUUGUUUCGUCGUUAAGGACUCAAUUCAGGUGUGGACUCUUGUCUCAACUGUGCUGCUGGCCUCAGCCCUGCCUGCCGUUCACGUGCUUUCCGAUCAGGUCAUCUGUCGAGGGACACUGUAUCUUCUCCAACGGUUACUUUGUCUCAGCCGAAAUGAGCACGCACUUGAUGGCGCCCUUAUUCCUCCAGUAUUGCCUGAUGAGCCUUAUCUUGGAAUAGGCCAUGGUAGCCGGGAAUGUUCUCGACGACUUGACUUACUGCCAAACAGAGAGCAGUUCAUUUUAUGUAUUAGUGGCCAAACAGCAGAUUCCCGAAGCCCAGUUUCUCAGGUUAGCGCCACUGGAAGUCAAAGUCAUUACGAUGCGCAGCACCAAAUCCAUCAACAACAGGCCGACGUGAUGUACUAGCUAGAGAAUGUCCAUCGCGCAUCAACAGUAUCUUAUCUUUACUUGAAUCCGUACAUUGGCCAAAUUCAGUAUGUCUGCUACUUGUUUUCGGUAGAUGUCUGCUAAGGCUAAUCAGUCAUUUAAUCCUAGAGCGGCUAAACAAUGAGAUUAAUUAAUAUAUGACUUCAGAGUUUCAACUCUAAGAGAUUCCAGAGUCAGGGUUCGAGGAAACUCCAGCGCCGAAGCUCACAACAACCCAGUGCCGGAAAGCAAAGUAACUUCAGAGGCGCGGCCCCAAAGAAAUCAGAGCCGCAAUCUGUCAGGAACCAUAGGCCGACAGCAGGCCAAAAGGAUACAUGACCAAGCUGGUUGGUUUACGACUAGCCUGAAACCAAUUAGGGUUAGUGACUUUAGAAUUUACAUGAUGCGGUUAGCUUAAAACCCAUUUAAUCAAAUCUGCGAGGACGAUUUUUGUUGUAAGAAGCAUUGGGUUAAUGCUUUACGGAUUGUAAUUCAGUGGGGCAUGAAAAUAGGGGCAUUUCUCUGUCAAUGAAAAACAGUAAAAAGUACCAAUAAGCUUAAGACAUGAGAGAUAAAUGAGCUAAGUUGCUGAAGUACAACGUUGGAAUUGUUGUACAUACACCGUACAAUUCCCUGCAAUUAAUCUUACGUUGCAUUAUAGACUGUCCAGAAAUAGGUUGUUAAGAGAAUCGAGAUAGAAUUAAACCCAUUAAUGUUCGAUAAUUUAGUAGGUGCUCAGAAACUCAAUGUACCUAGCCAAAGCUACAAGAACGAUACCACAAAUCUUGUGGAGGCUACAAAAGUAAGAACAAACGGAACAAAAUGUAUUGCAUUUUAGUCAUCACCAUCUAUAGCUUCUGUUUUAAACAUCAACCAGAAACACUGAACUUACGAGGUCGA
Varroa destructor (honeybee mite) is the source of this 3061-nucleotide messenger RNA. RefSeq lists its product as uncharacterized. The record is from RefSeq and is a predicted model, not a curated record. Lineage: Eukaryota; Metazoa; Arthropoda; Arachnida; Mesostigmata; Varroidae.